This is a messenger RNA of Pelmatolapia mariae (spotted tilapia), 10957 nucleotides long. RefSeq names its product cubilin (intrinsic factor-cobalamin receptor) (gene cubn). Gene Ontology annotation, molecular function: calcium ion binding. The coding region runs from base 1 to 10881 and encodes 3626 amino acids. The transcript is spliced from 67 exons. NCBI's taxonomy places the organism in Eukaryota, Metazoa, Chordata, Actinopteri, Cichliformes, Cichlidae. The record is from RefSeq and is a predicted model, not a curated record.
AUGGCAGGGACACUGCGGCUAUACUACGCACUUGUAUUCCUUCUGGUGGGAUUGCAAGGAGAGCUGAAUGACCCAGCGCAACAAGGAAGCCAAAGGAAGAUUAGCAAUGACCAGCCUUCCAUGGUGUCAGAUAAUGGUCACCUUGUCUUCACAACUGGUGACAAUAAAGAAAUCCGUUUCCAGACCUCAACAUCAGGCCGGGUUAUAGUGGGAAAUGAAGACCUCACCCAACUUUUGAGUCAAAUUAAAACCAACAAAGAUGACAUUGACGACAUCAAAUCUCACGGAGGAGCCAUCCCUCCUGAUAUCACCAACAAGCUAAACCAGCUUGAUACCAAGGUUUCAACACUUGAGAAUAAAGUGGUUACACUUGAAGAGACAGUCCAGAGGGUGUCUUGCAGCAGUAAUCCCUGUCAGAAUGGAGGAACAUGUCUCAACUUAUUAAACUCAUAUCACUGUAUAUGUCCUGGCAACUGGGCGGGUCCUAACUGUGCAACAGAUGUAAAUGAAUGUCAGGUCUAUUCAGGAACGUCACAAGGCUGUCAGAAUGGGGCAACCUGUGUCAACACUGCUGGAUCAUUCACUUGCAGCUGUUCUCCAGAAUGGCAUGGGACUCUCUGUAUGAUGCGUUAUGACGACUGCAGGAACGCAGGCAGUGACUUGUGUGUACAUGGCUUAUGCAUUGAUGCAGAUCGAGUCAUAGCUGGACAGCCUAAAUACCAGUGCAUUUGUGAGAGUGGGUGGGAAGCUCCAGCUGGGAACCCAGCGUGUGUGGCUGAUGUUGAUGAAUGUAACCUUCCCAACAAGCCUUGUUCAACCAACCCAGCUGUUCCUUGCUACAACACCCAGGGAUCCUUCUAUUGUGGAGCCUGUCCCUCUGGCUGGCAAGGAAAUGGUUAUAGCUGUCAGGAUGUGGAUGAAUGUUUGACCAAUAAUGGCGGUUGCUCCACUACUCCAAUGGUUCAGUGCUUGAACACUAUGGGCUCUUUUCACUGCGGUCCCUGUCCUCCAGGCUAUGAAGGAGAUGGGAAAACAUGCACACAGUCUAACAUCUGUGAUACUAACAAUGGAGGCUGUUACCCAUUAGCCACCUGCAGCUCCAGCCCUGGAUCCAGUCUCCCGGUCUGUACCUGCCCACCAGGCUACAUAGGCAAUGGAUAUGGACCAACUGGUUGUACCCAAACCAGCAACAUCUGUGAGACCAACAACCCCUGUGUCAAUGGGCAGUGUGUGGACAUCACCUCAAAUCCUGGCUACAUCUGCAACUGCAACUCUGGCUGGGAAGGCGUGAACUGUGACCAGAAUAUCAAUGAAUGCUCAAGCAAUCCCUGUCAGAAUGGAGGAACGUGUACCGAUGGCAUUAAUGGUUUUACGUGUACUUGUACCACCCAAUGGACUGGCGAGUUCUGUCAGACUCCUCAGCAAGUAUGUGGAGGGUACCUGACUGGCCCUGCUGGUUCCUUCAGUUAUCCUAACACCCCAGGUCAUGAUGAAUAUGAUCACGAGGUCAGCUGUGCAUGGGUGAUCCACACUGAUGCAAACAAGAUCCUGCGCAUUACCUUUCCAUUCUUUGAUCUGGAGAACAGUGCCAACUGCAACUUUGACUUCCUUCAGGUUCACGACGGGGAGAGUGCUUCAGCUUACAUGAUCGGAAAAUACUGUGGCCAAAAUAGCCCUGCAGAGCUCUUCAGCUCCCAUAAUUCUCUGUACUUUUGGUUUCGCUCUGACCACUCUGUCAGUGCCGGUGGCUUCACAGUUGCUUGGCAGUCUCAGGACCCAGUGUGUGGAGAGGAACUAACUGCCCCCUAUGGCAACAUUAAUUCACCUGGUUAUCCUGGAAACUACCCACCUAGUCGGGACUGCUACUGGACAGUAACAGUGGACCCCGGCCUUCUCAUUACUUUUGCAUUCGGGACUCUAAGUCUUGAACAUCAUCCUAACUGCGACUUUGACUUUCUAGAGAUUCGGGAUGGCCUUCUAUCCGAAGAUCCAGUUUUAGGAAAGUACUGUAGUACUGCAUCUCCACCCCCCAUACAGACCACUGGCCCAGCAGCAUGGAUUCACUUCCACUCUGACUUCUCUGUCUCUGACCGAGGUUUCCACAUUACAUACACAACAUCACCAAGUGACCCUGGUUGCGGUGGAACAUUCACUGACAGUGAGGGGGUCAUUAUUUCCCCCAACUGGCCCAACAACUAUAACCACAACCGCCAGUGUAUCUAUUUGAUCAGGUUGCCAGAAGGUGGGCAGGUGGCCCUCAACUUCACUGACAUGGAUCUUGAGAGUCACAGUGGCUGUGCUUUUGACUACGUGGAGGUCCGUGAUGGGAGAACAGAGACUGAUCCUCUAAUAGGGAAGUACUGUGGAAACACCCUGCCAGCUCCUGUUCUCUCAUCCUCAAACGUCCUGUGGAUUCGCUUCAAGUCUGACAGCUCAGUCAGUCGAGCUGGAUUUAGGGCUGUCUAUACUGUUGCUUGUGGAGGUACUUUAUCUGGGAGUGGGCAGUUUCACUCUCCCUACCACCCCAAUGCAUAUCCCCAUAAUAAGGUCUGUGAAUGGGUGAUUAACCAGCCAGAGGGUUAUGUGGUCACCCUUGACUUCCUGUCAUUUGACGUUGAGGGAGGCUCCUGUCGAUAUGAUUAUGUUGAGGUGAGGGAUGGAGCCACGUCAAGCUCUCCUCUGCUGGGGACAUUUUGUGGUGCUGAGAUUCCCCCCAGGCUUCAGUCUACUCAGCGAUCUAUGUACAUCAAAUUCACUACCGACUCCUCUGUCACCAACCACGGCUUUGAAGCAGCCUAUGACUCUGCCAUAGAGGGCUGUGGUGACACCUUGACCAGUCCUUCUGGCACCAUUACAAGCCCUGGUCAUCCCAGCAGCUACCCCCAUGGUGCCAAUUGUACCUGGUACAUCAGUGUUAGCCCAGGCAACCUGAUUCGGCUGACAUUUGAGUCAUUCAACAUAGAGUACCAUACUAAUUGUAACUUUGAUUAUCUGGAAGUCUACGACAACGGCACAGUGCAAACCGGAAACAAGAUUGGAAGGUACUGUGGUCGCUCAGUGCCUCCAUCCAUCACGAGUACUGACAACCAGCUGACCCUGCUAUUUGUGUCUGACUCAAGUUUAAACACAGAAGGAUUCUCUGCUAGCUAUAUCUCCAUCAAUGCCAGCACAGACUGUGGCCAGACUUUUACCACCCCUACUGGGUCUUUCAGUUCACCCAACUACCCACAAUAUUACCCCAACAGCAGAGACUGCAUCUUCAAGAUAAUUGUGGACGUCAAUAUGCAGAUUAUGCUGAACUUCACUGAUUUUGAGUUGGAGGGGCCCCAUCCUUCUUGCAGCUUUGAUUUUGUGGAGAUCAGGGACGGUGGCUUUGAGACAUCUCCCUUGAUUGGUAAGUUCUGUGCCAAUCAGCGGCCUCCAGUUCUGAUGUCGCACAGCAACCGUUUGUGGGUUCGAUUCAAAUCUGACACCUCAGUCACUCGUCCCGGAUUCAUGGCUCACUGGGACGGAACACAAACUGGCUGUGGAGGGACGUUGACAACUGCAUCUGGAGCAUUCUCCUCUCCUAACUACCCGCUACCCUACCACCCAAAUGCUGAGUGCUACUGGAACAUUAGGACCAACCAGGGCAACAAACUCCUGCUCUCUUUCUCUGAUUUCCAUCUGGAAUCUAAUGCUAACUGUUAUUAUGAUUAUGUGGCUGUACAUGAUGGCAACAGCAGCAGUGCUCCACAACUGGCCAAGCUGUGUGGCAGUGACCUGCCAAGUACCAUCAACUCUUCCAGCAAUGAGCUCUACGUCAAACUCCGCACAGACAGCAGCGUCAAUGCAGGAGGCUUCCUUGCCUCCUACACUUCUCAAUGCAAUAGUAUUUUGAUCUCUGGCAAACACAGAGGAGUGAUCGAGUCACUGAACUUUCCCAACAACUAUCCUGACAAUAGCCAGUGUAGCUGGACAAUCCAAGCCAGCGGUGGAAAUACCGUCAACUACACCUUUACAGCCUUCCAGCUAGAGGCCACCUCUGCUGCUUGUACAUUUGAUUACAUUAAGCUCUAUGAUGGGCCCAACCAAGAAGCGCCUCUGAUUGGCACAUUCUGUGGAUACACUCCUCCCCCGGCCGGCAGCACUACAAGCUCAGCCCUCAACAUUGUGUUCAGAACUGAUUCAACUGUUUCGACAUCAGGCUUCCAGAUGAUGUGGUACCAAAAUGGUUGUGGUGGGGAUCUCUCUGGUCCCAGUGGCUCCUUCAGCAGCCCAGGCUACCCUAACAGAUAUCCAGAUAACAGAGAAUGUAUAUGGUAUAUCACCACAUCAGCUGGCAGCAGUAUAACUAUCACCAUCCAUGAAUUUGAUGUUGAGUACCACCAAGACUGCAACUAUGAUGUGCUGGAGGUUUAUGGAGGGCCAGACUUGUCAGCCCCACAGCUGGCUAAGCUAUGCAGCACUACAUCCACCCCAAUGCACGUCUCCAGCACUGGCAACCUUCUCACUGUGCGCUUCAAAUCUGAUGCCUAUGUCAGUGGUCGAGGAUUCAAUGCAAGCUGGACUGAAGUCCAGGGAGGCUGUGGAGGCCCAGUCACAGCUCCUUCAGGGGAAAUCCAUUCUCCUUUGUAUCCCAACAGCUAUCCAAACAAUGUGGAUUGUUCCUGGGUCAUCAGCGUGGAUCCCAACCACCGUGUCUUUCUGAACUUUACAGACCUGGACAUUGAAUAUCACAGCAGCUGUGACUUUGACUAUGUGGCUAUCCAUGAUGGUCCAACCUCAUCUUCUCCUCUGCUUGGUCGUGUGUGUGGUUCCAGUGUUCCUCCCUUCACUUCCACCCAGAACACAAUUUAUGUUCGCUUUAGGUCAGACUCCAGUGGCAGCCACCGUGGGUUCAGCGCUCGCUUCUCUGAGGCUUGUGGUGCAACGAUUGUAACAGAUGAUAAUGGUGGGGCCAUUGCAUCACCAAGGUAUCCAGCACAAUACCCACCUAAUCAGAACUGUAGUUGGAUCAUUAGAGCACAGGAACCAUUAAACCACGUGACCCUUUCAUUCACUGACUUUGACUUAGAGAUGAUCUUCGCCAAUUGUUCUCAUGAUUUCUUGGAGCUCUUAGACGGAGACAAUUACAAUUCACCUACUAUAGGGCGCUACUGUGGAUCUGAAAUACCUCACCCAGUGACAUCCUUCAGCAACUCUUUGGUAGUCAAAUUCAUCUCUGACCAGUCCUACUCCAGAAAGGGUUUCAGAGCUACCUACUCGGGCUCCACUUCUAGUUGUGGAGGAGAUCUUGUGAUGGAAACUGGUGCAUUUAACAGUCCUAACUAUCCAGAUGCUUAUCCACCUAAUGUGGAAUGUGUGUGGACCAUCCGCAGUUCACCAGGAAACCGCAUCCAGCUCUCGUUUAUUACAUUUCAGCUCCAAGGAGACACUGAUUGUCAAAAUGACUACCUGGAAAUCAGAGAAGGCAACGCCACUGGGCCUCUAGUCGAUCGCUUCUGUGGAAACUCGCUUCCUUCCAACUACACCUCUGUCAUUGCUCAUAUCAUGUGGGUCAAGUUCGUCUCAGACGCUUCAGUUAGCGGAGCAGGAUUCAGAGCCAUCUUCUCACACUUGUAUGGUGUUGAGGUGACUGGGGAAUCUGGUCAGAUAGCAUCCCCACUGUAUCCCAGGACAUACCCCAAUAACGCUGACUACCACUGGACUAUAACUGUAGAUGGAGACAGCUACAUCCAGAUCCGCUUCUUGGACAUGGACAUCGAGGAUCUUUAUGACUGCUACUAUGACCACCUGAAAAUAUUUGAUGGUCCCAGUAUUCAUUACUACCCUAUUGGGACAUUCUGUGGUUUGAAUCUGCCCCCUCCUGUAAGAAGUCUGGGAAGCACUGUCACUCUGCAGUUCAAGUCAGAUGCAGUGUUGGGAGGAAAAGGUUUCCUUUUAGAAUGGACUGCUAUUCAGAACUCUGGACCACCACCCACCAUCACACCAGGUGCAUGCGGUGGAAUACUAAUGACAGGAGAGACUCCUGGCUUCCUCUAUUCUCCUGGCUGGCCAGAAAACUACCCUCCUAAUCAGGAGUGUACCUGGUUAAUACGUUCUCCAGACUCAACUGUAGAGCUUACUAUCUUGUCUUUAGACAUAGAGGACAGCCAUACCUGCUACUUUGAUAGCGUUGUUGUCAGAGAUGGUGCAACCAGUCAGUCCCCUGUGCUGGCCAAUGUGUGUGGUCGGGAUCAUCCAGGAUCUCUUCACUCAACAGGAGACUCCAUGUAUAUCCAUUUCUCCUCAGACGGCAGCAUCAGUGGCCAAGGCUUUAAUGCCUCCUACUCAAAAGGUUGUGGUGGACUCCUGCAUGUUGACAGAGGUGUAAUGAGCAGUCCCAAUUACCCACAGAAUUACCGGCCAGGUUUGGAUUGCAGCUGGCACGUGAUGGUGACACCUGGCUUUAGAAUUUCUGUCACCUUCCAAACCCCCUUUCAGAUCCAAGGCUAUGGAACUGGAUGCAGUACAGGGGAUUACCUGGAGCUCAGGAAUGGUCCAGAUGGCUCUUCUCCAUUACUUGGAGGACGGCUGUGUGGUUCAAGCGCCCCAUCUGUCCUCCAGACAACUGACAACCACCUCUUUAUUCACUUUGUGUCCGAUGCCAGUAAUGAGGCCUCCGGCUUUAAGCUGGUAUUCGAAGCCCACAGUCAAGGUUGUGGAGGUUUCAUUGAGCUGAAUGAUAAUGAUCCUCCAGGGUACAUUACUUCACCGAACUAUCCACAGAAUUACCCCCAGAACAUUGACUGUAUCUGGGUAAUUACUGUGCCCAAUGGGGAAGCUGUCCAGAUUGACUUUGAGGAUCAGUUCUACAUUGAACCCACUUCCAGCUGUAUGUACGACUACUUGGAGCUGCGUGAUGGCUCAACAUCCAACAAUAACAUCAUUUCCCGUCUUUGUGGCAACACCCGACCAUCUACUCAGCAUUCGACAGGUUCCUCCAUGUGGCUUAGGUUUCGUACUGACGCCAGCAUCACGCACCAAGGAUUCAAAGCAAAAUACUCCAUAGCAACAUGUGGAGGUACCUACAUAGGUCAGAGGGGUGUGAUCUACAGUCCAGGCUUCCCAGGCUCCAACUAUCCUGAUAGCUCCAGUUGUGAGUGGUACCUGGAGGGACCCACAGGACACUACCUCACUCUUAGCUAUGGGAAUUUCAGCUUGCAGAAUACUGAUGGAUGCUCUGCUGACUAUGUGGAGAUCAGAGAGUACAACGCCUCAGGCCGCCUACUGGGCCGACAUUGUGGCAAUAACCUUCCUGCUCCCAUGGAGACGUCUGACAGUUUUGCUUAUGUCCGGUUUGUCAGUGACACCAGUGGAAAUGCAGCUGGCUUCCGUCUGUUCUUUGAAGCAAGUGUUGAAGAAUGUGGAGGUGAACUGAAUGCUCCCUCAGGAACUAUCUCCUCUCCCAAUUACCCCAACUUGUAUCCACACAGCCGAGUGUGUCGCUGGGAGCUGGUAGUGUCACCAGACCGCAGGGUUACCCUCACCAUCAAUGACCUGAGACUGGAAGGUUCUGAUACAUACUGCGUAUUUGACUAUGUUGAUGUAAUGAACGGAUUGGCAGUCGAUGCCCCUCACCUACAACGGUUCUGUGGUACAGUACCGGCUGGAACUCAGGUGCGAUCCUCUGGCAACACCAUGGCUGUUGAGUUCCGCACUGAUGCGGCGGUGUCCAGUGGUGGAUUCUUGGCUACGUAUUCCUCUGAUGAGCCUGCAGAAUGUGGCGGUAUCCUGACUAACCCUGAUGGUGGCAACUUCACUUCUCCUGGCUACCUGGUGUCCAACUACAGCAACAACAUCAACUGUGAGUGGCUGAUUCAGAACCCACAGCACAUCAACUCCUCUAUUGUGGUGUUGAUAGAAGACUUGCACCUGGAGGACCAUCAAACCUGUGAAGCAGACUAUCUCCAGUUCCGCUUAGGUGACUCAAAUGGAGAGCUGCUGGGCAAGUUUUGUGGCCAGACAGCUCUUAUACUUCCUAUUGUGGUCUUUACCCCAGAACUCUGGGUCCAUUUCCAGACAGACAACUCCAACGGAGACUUGGGUUUCAAGGCUAAGUACUUGUUUUCCGAAUGUGGAGGCUGGCAGACAGGUGACGGUGGGGUGUUAGCCAGUCCUGAUUACCCUAACCUCUAUCCAAGCCCCAGUCGCUGUGCUUGGCUGCUUGAGGCUCCAGAGGGACACACUAUUACACUAACCUUCACCUACUUUAACCUGGAGUCACACAACACAUGUGGCUGGGAUUCUCUCACUAUCUUCAAUGGAGGAUCCCCAGGUUCUCCCAUUAUUGGUCAGUACUGUGGCACCACCUCCCCAGGAACCAUCCAGUCAGGAUCCAACAAACUGGCUAUAGUUUUCCUGGCUGAUCAUAGUGUGUCCAAAGGAGGAUUUUUGGCCUCCUGGUCUUCUGAUUCUUCAGGAUGUGGAGGGGUGAUCCAUGCUGAUGCAGGAACAAUCAAGUCUCCAAACUAUCCUCAGAACUUCCCAGCCAAUGUGGAGUGUACCUGGAAAAUCAUUGCCCAUGAGGGAAAUCACCUUGAGAUGAGCUUCAGCAGUGAGUUUGAAAUUCCAGACAGCGGCGGGACCUGUGAGAGCAGCUAUAUCAAGGUGUGGUCAGGUCACAGUCAAAUUAGUGAGGCUCUGCUGUCUACAGGCUGUGGCUCUGUGGCUCCAGGGUCCAUAGUUGCUCCAAAUAACAUCAUCACAAGCCGAUUCCAGUCCACUGGAGCCCCUGGCAAAGGUUUCUCAGCCUCCUUCAACACCAGAUGCGGUGCAAACUUUACAGCUGACAGCGGCCGUGUGGUUUCACCAAAUUAUCCAGCAGACUACCCACCCAGAGCCAACUGUAACUACACCAUAGAUGCUGGAGAAAAGACUGUGGUCAUCCUGACCUUUCAGACAUUUCAAGUUGAAGCACAUUCUACCUGUCUGUACGAUGGCCUGAAGAUCUACAGUCUUGCUACAAGUGGCAUUCCUAUUGCUACUUUGUGUGGUACCACCAUCCCAGGGAGCUUCUCCACCUUUGGCCCCAUGUUGCUCCACUUCUACUCUGACUCUGUGAUUACAGACACUGGCUUCAUGGCAGAAUACACAGCUAUUCCAUGUGGUGGUUUCUUUAACAGCACCGCGGGUACAGUGAGCAGUCCGGGGCUGUCCAUGACCAACUAUCACCACAACAUCAACUGUACCUACCACAUAUGGGUCCAAGCAAAUAGAGUAGUGGAUCUUAAGUUUAACACCUUUCAUCUGGAGGCAUCUUCUUCCUGUCAGUUUGACUCUGUGGCAGUUUAUGACGGACCGGACACUCUGUCACCCUUGCUGGGGAAAUUCUGUGGCACAGUGCUCCCACCCAAUCUCCGUUCCUCCACAAAUCAGCUCUUCAUUGUCUUCAGCACAGAUAACACAGUGAAUGGGAUUGGUUGGAGAGCUACUUACAGUGAAACGCUCGGUCCAGCACAGGGAUGUGGUGGAUACCUUUCCAUGCCCAUGGGCAUGUUUGGUUCACCAGAUCCAAAUCUAGAUGGUGUCUAUGAACCAUGGAUGGACUGCCUAUGGACCAUUGAGAUGCCUGUCAACAAGGCAGUCAAUCUGACCUUUGACUCCUUUGAACUUGAGACUUCGACUACCUGCCGCUAUGACUAUGUCAGAGUUUAUGAUGGUGACAACAUGAACUUCCCUUUGUUUGGGACAUUUUGUGGAACCUCUGUCCCUGCUUCCUUCAUAUCAAGUGGAAACUUUUUGGCUGUUCACUUUGUCACUGAUGGCUCGGUACAGAGGCGAGGCUUCAAUGCUACCUACAGAGAAGUACCAUUAAUUUGUGGAGGGACACUGAAUGCCACAUCUGUUGUCCAGACCGUGACGUCACCCUUUUUCCCUAAUGAAUAUCCUCCUUACACCUCCUGUCGGUGGAUCCUGGAUGCUCCAGCCCUAGAAACCAUCAAAAUGUCCAUCCAGACCUUUGUCCUCCAGCCUGACCAGAGCUGCUCUACAAACUAUCUAGAGUUGAAAGACUGGCCUAUGGGAGACUAUGGGCAGUCUCAUAAGCUCUGUCCAUCAGAUGGUCAUCUACCAGACUUUUACAGUUAUGGCAGAACAAUGCAUGUGCAGUUCAAAUCCGACACCUUUGUGACAGGAAAUGGCCUCAGCUUCACUUUUCAAAUUGCCAGCUGUAGCCGAACAUAUGAGCAGGAAUAUGGCUACCUGAAGAGUCCAGGCUGGCCUGACAUAUAUCCCAACAACAUGGAUUGCACCAUCAUCCUAAACGCACCACAGAACAACUACAUCUCUUUCUUUUUUAACAAUUUUGAUGUGGAAAGCCAUAGCGACUGUCAGUUUGACUAUUUGGAGAUCCGUAACGGCAGUACAGCAGACUCACCACUGAUUGGCAAGUUCUGUGGAAGCACUCUGCCAAGCCCUGUCUUCCCACAAUCCAACCAACUCUACUUACGCUUCAAAAGUGACUUUUCGUUUUCUCGUGAUGGCUUUGAUGCCACAUGGACAUCCUCCCCUCAAGGUUGUGGUGGCACUCUAUUUGGAGACCAAGGCUCAUUCGCAAGUCCAAACUACCCUGGAACCUAUCCCAAUAACACCCAUUGUGAAUGGAGCAUCAUGGCACCAAGAGGCCGUGUUGUGACCAUUACCUUUAACCAGAUCAGUAUUGAUGAUCCUGGAGAUUGUCAGAACAACUUCUUGAAGUUGUACGAUGGCCCAGAUACCUCUUCACAGUUUGUUGGACCUUACUGUGGUGUGGAAACCAACAUUGCUCCAUUCACAGCCACUGCCCACCAAGUCUAUGUUGUUUUCCAAGGCCAGUACUCCACCCUGCCUUCAGGAUUCAGACUCACCUGGACCAGCUGAGAGGAUGCUCUCUUUCUUCAUCUCUGUCUCUCUCCCUCACACAUACACCAUUAAUAAAGCUAUUCUAUGUUAUAAU